GUCGGCACAUGCAGUGCUCCUCCUUCAUACUCUCGAACUGCCGCAACCUUGGGAUCAUCCUUUGCAAACGUCCAAAAUAUGUCUUUCUCACGGCCAUCGAGAGAUUUGCUGCUUCUGUCGCGUCAAUUGACCCGGCCGGGGUUCAGGGCACCCCGCCUCCCGCGAUCCGCCCGUACCGUUGCGACCUUCACGCCGCCGCACCAGGCGAGCGCCAUCUCCCGAAUCCAGACCAAUGUCGAUCCGACAUCCGAGGAGUACAAGGAGAACGAGAAGCACAUGGGGGAUGUGAUGAAGAAGAUGCAGGACUUGACCCGGAAGGUGCACCUGGGUGGCUCAGCAAAGGCGAGGGAAAAGCACCUGGCGAGGAAGAAGAUGCUGCCGCGCGACCGAGUUACUGCAUUGAUUGACCCUGGCACGACGUUCUUGGAGCUGUCGCCGCUGGCCGCCCAUGAGCUUUACCCCGAGGCUGAUGUUCCCGCGGGAGGCAUCAUAACAGGUGUUGGUGUCGUCGAGGGCGUAACGUGUGUGAUCGUGGCCAACGACAGUACAGUAAAGGGCGGAACGUACUAUCCAAUUACCGUCAAGAAGCAUCUGAGAGCACAAGCCGUGGCCCAGGAGAACAAGCUGCCUUGUAUCUACAUGGUUGACAGCGGUGGUGCUAACCUACCACACCAGGCGGACGUGUUUCCGGAUCGCGACCACUUUGGACGCAUCUUCUACAAUCAAGCAAGGAUGAGCUCCAUGGGGAUUCCCCAGAUUUCAGUCGUAAUGGGUCCGUGCACUGCGGGUGGUGCUUAUGUGCCGGCAAUGAGUGACGAGAGCAUCAUUGUCGAGAACCAGGGCCAUAUCUUCCUCGCUGGUCCGCCACUUGUCAAAGCUGCCACUGGCGAGGUGAUUAGUGCGGAGGAGCUGGGAGGCGGCAAGAUGCACUCAUCUGUUUCAGGAGUGACGGAUUAUCUGGCAGUCGACGAUGCUCAUGCUAUUACACUUGCAAGGCGGAGCAUCAGCAACUUGAACUGGCCUACAAAAUCACCUUCAACAGCGGCGCCCGUGAAGGACUACGCCGAGCCUCUAUACUCGCCGGACGAGCUUUUGGGUAUCGCCAGCACCAACCUCCGGAAGCCCCUGCCUAUCAAGGAGGUCAUUGCUCGCAUUGUCGACGGAUCCGAAUUCUCCGAGUUCAAGCGUGACUUCGGUUCAACCCUGGUCACCGGAUUUGCCCAUAUCCAUGGUUACAAGGUUGGUAUUGUGGCCAACGAUGGUAUCUUGUUUGCCGAAUCCUCUGUGAAGGGCGCACACUUCAUUGAACUCUGUGCUCAACGAGGCAUCCCGCUAGUCUUCCUCCAGAACAUAUCCGGCUUCAUGGUUGGCUCCGCCGCCGAGCGUGGUGGCAUCGCCAAGCACGGCGCGAAGCUUGUUACUGCAGUUGCAUGCGCCGAUGUUCCCAAGUUUACCGUUGUUGUCGGAGGCAGCUAUGGUGCCGGCAACUACGGAAUGUGCGGUCGAGCUUACAGCCCCCGUUUCUUGUGGAUGUGGCCGAACUCACGCAUUGGUGUCAUGGGCGGUGAGCAGCUUGCUGCUGUUAUGGAGACUGUUGGCAAGGCCGAUCCCGAACUAAAGGAGAGGAUAGAACGGGAAAGCGACGCAACAUACUCGUCAGCCAGAUUAUGGGUCAGUCAUUGCGGUUCACACGCCACACAAAUUUUGCUAACCAUGCUCAUAGGACGACGGCAUUAUCCCUCCCCAGCACACCCGUCAAUAUUUGGGCCUAGGCCUGAGAGCAGCAAUGUCAGGCCGAAAUGAAGUCAAGGCCGGUGAUACCAAGUUUGGUGUGUUCCGAAUGUAAAGAGCGUAGAUUUUGGUCAUUUAGAAACGGGAGCGCAAAACAAGCUAUUUACUAUUAUUGCCUUCUGAACUUCGACACCUCUCCGUACAGUGUCUCCUAAGCUUGGCGAUAUAAUAGGUAAUCGGUA
Messenger RNA from Colletotrichum godetiae, 1973 nucleotides. RefSeq names its product carboxyl transferase. Gene Ontology annotation, biological process: L-leucine catabolic process. The record is from RefSeq and is a predicted model, not a curated record. The coding region runs from base 79 to 1803 and encodes 574 amino acids. Gene Ontology annotation, molecular function: methylcrotonoyl-CoA carboxylase activity. NCBI's taxonomy places the organism in Eukaryota, Fungi, Ascomycota, Sordariomycetes, Glomerellales, Glomerellaceae. The transcript has 2 exons. Gene Ontology annotation, cellular component: methylcrotonoyl-CoA carboxylase complex; mitochondrion.